Molecule: messenger RNA, 1176 nt
Organism: Sinocyclocheilus grahami
Lineage: Eukaryota; Metazoa; Chordata; Actinopteri; Cypriniformes; Cyprinidae
Product: peptide chain release factor 1-like, mitochondrial
Exons: 5
Coding region: 148-1176 (342 amino acids)
Biological process (GO): mitochondrial translational termination
Cellular component (GO): mitochondrion
Molecular function (GO): translation release factor activity
Source: RefSeq, a predicted model, not a curated record
AAAGCAUCUGCAGCGCAUGUGACUGUUGUAGUUCAGAGGGGUCAACUGUAGGCUGCAAUAAAGUUGCAAUGGUUGGAAGCGCGUUUAUAUGGCCGAUGCUUUUAUUUACCUUCAAGUGCUCACUUUAAAUACAGCACUUGAGUGGCGAUGGCUGUCGUUUGCUUUAGUAAGAGUCUUUCAUGUGCAGGCAGGCAGCUGUUGAAUGGGACACUGUUCAGGUCAAUCACAAGAGGAUCAGUAUGCAGAUGUCCAGCCAUUCACAGCACUGUUAACAGCACGAUACCACACGCUCAACGAGCCUUUCACACAUCCCAGUCUGUGCUGGUCACUAAGAUACUGUCUGUGGAGGAGAUCUUCAACAAGAAGUCUUUACAUGACUAUCUGAAGAAGAAGGAAAGGCAGUAUAACACAUGCUUGCAGUCCCUCAAUACACUGGAUGAUGAGGAUGUGCAAAUGAAAAGGACUGACCUCUCUGUACUAGGGCCUUUGGUCCAGAAAACCAGAGAGUUAGAGGAGAAACAGAAGGAGUUGGAGGGCACGCUGGACUUGUUGAAAGAUAAUGACCCAGAAUUACUUGAGCUUGCAGAGUCAGAGAAGAAAGCCUGUCUAGAAGCCAUUCAAGAUCUCAAACAACAGAUUUUAUCUCUUCUGAUCCCAGAAGAGGAAUCAGACAUGAGUGACCUGGUCCUAGAGGUCACCACUGGGGUCGGAGGUCAAGAAGCCAUGCUCUUUACCGCAGAGAUCUUUGAUAUGUAUCAUAACUUCGCUGCUUUCCAUGGCUGGGGCUUCGACAUCCUGGAGGUCAUGUCUAGUGAACUAGGGGGCAUCAGACGUGCAGCCGCCAGUAUCAGUGGUCCAUUCAGCUAUAAAAAGUUAAAGUUUGAAGCUGGAGUCCAUCGUGUCCAGAGGGUCCCGAAAACAGAAAGUAAAGGUCGCAUACACACCAGCACCAUGACGGUGGCCAUACUUCCCCAGCCCACUGAGAUCUCAUUUACCAUCAAUCCUAAAGAUCUGAGGAUGGAGACGAAGAGAGCCAGUGGAGCAGGAGGACAGCAUGUCAACACCACCGACAGCGCCGUGAGGAUCGUCCAUCUGCCCACAGGUCAGCGGGACAUCAGACUAUCUAUCUGUCCGUUUUUGAAGUUUUAUUGUAAGCUAGCAUGUGGUGUAUCAUGA